AUGUUGCAGGACGGAGCUUACACAGAGCAGCUUUGUCUCGUCAUCAUCACUGAUCAUAGCUGGUACAUGGCAGCAUCAUCCCAUCCCAGGAAAGUUCGCGAGGACCCGACACUAAUAAAACUUGGCAUCGAGCAGCGUGUUCUUGGAGUAGUGAUACUCUGCAUCACCGCCGUGCCGGCUCUAGACUGGCUUUCUCUCACGCUGGCGGAUUUAUGUGCCACCAAGAGCCCUUUUUGCCUCCACCGACGGUGUCAAUUUAGCAAUGCAUUCCUUGUGGGAUCAUGCAGAAGCCGAUCUUUGAUUGGUGGUUUUGGCCAUCACCAUGAGCACCAGUAA
Akanthomyces muscarius is the source of this 336-nucleotide messenger RNA. RefSeq lists its product as uncharacterized. The transcript is spliced from 2 exons. Bases 1 to 336 code for a protein of 111 amino acids. The record is from RefSeq and is a predicted model, not a curated record. Lineage: Eukaryota; Fungi; Ascomycota; Sordariomycetes; Hypocreales; Cordycipitaceae.